Molecule: messenger RNA, 930 nt
Organism: Suncus etruscus (white-toothed pygmy shrew)
Lineage: Eukaryota; Metazoa; Chordata; Mammalia; Eulipotyphla; Soricidae
Gene: VTI1B
Product: vesicle transport through interaction with t-SNAREs 1B
Exons: 6
Coding region: 7-702 (231 amino acids)
Biological process (GO): intracellular protein transport; macroautophagy; vesicle fusion with Golgi apparatus
Cellular component (GO): endoplasmic reticulum membrane; Golgi apparatus; late endosome membrane
Molecular function (GO): SNARE binding; SNAP receptor activity
Source: RefSeq, a predicted model, not a curated record
GGAGCCAUGGCUGCCUCCGCCGCCUCGUCGGAGCAUUUCGAGAAAUUGCAUGAGAUCUUCCGCGGCCUCCUGGAAGACCUCCGGGGUGUGCCGGAGAAGCUCCUGGGCAGCGCUGGAACUGAAGAGAAGAAAAAGUUAUUGAGACAUUUUGAUGAAAAGCAACAGGAAGCAAAUGAAACGCUGGCAGAGAUGGAGGAGGAACUACGUUACGCUCCCCUGUCUUUCCGUAACCCUAUGAUGUCCAAAGUUCGAACCUAUCAGAAAGACCUAGCUAAACUCCAACGGGAGGUGAGAAGCAGACCAUUGACUGCUCCUGGGAGCCGAGGAGACAUGAAAUACGGCACAUACACAAUAGAGAACGAGCACAUGAAUCAGCUCCAGUCUCAAAGAGCAUUGCUCCUGCAAGGCACUGAAAGCCUAAAUCGGGCCACCCAGAGUAUCGAGCGUUCUCAUAAAAUUGCCACAGAGACUGACCAGAUUGGCUCCGAUAUCAUUGAAGAGCUAGGCGAGCAACGUGACCAGCUGGAGCGCACCAAAAGCAGACUGGUAAACACAAGUGAAAAUUUGAGUAAAAGUCGAAAGAUCCUUCGUUCAAUGUCCAGAAAAGUGGUAACCAACAAGCUACUACUUUGCAUUAUCAUCUUACUGGAGGUAGCCAUCCUGGCAGGCCUGGUCUAUUACAAAUUCUUGCGCAAGCAUUAGACCCUUCGAAUAAGUUUGAGAACCUGAACUUUGGCACUGUGAACGAAGGGCAUUAAGAGAUUUGGAAUAAGCGUAUUGCUGCUGUGAGCUAACGGUUCAAGGAUGCACUGUGUGGCCAGACUGUGGGAGGAGGGAGGAAAGAGGAAAAAAAAAAAAACACAUGUGAAGAACACAACAAGAGCCGUGUGCUAUACCAAGGUAAUAAAUGCAGUUUAUGACUUCUUUAAA